Sycon ciliatum is the source of this 1480-nucleotide messenger RNA. RefSeq names its product ras-related protein Rab-9A-like. Lineage: Eukaryota; Metazoa; Porifera; Calcarea; Leucosolenida; Sycettidae. The transcript has a single exon. Gene Ontology annotation, biological process: retrograde transport, endosome to Golgi. Gene Ontology annotation, molecular function: GTPase activity; GTP binding. The record is from RefSeq and is a predicted model, not a curated record. Bases 141 to 746 code for a protein of 201 amino acids. Gene Ontology annotation, cellular component: late endosome; phagocytic vesicle; lysosome.
CGAAUUUUUGUGUUUUGCUGUGGCUGUACUGUGCGAGUGGUGCUGAGGAGGAAAAGGGAAUUUCAGCUGUUGUCGAUUUGGUUGAAGACGUUGUUACGACUAUGCCAGAACUAGUUAGACUUUGAGAACUGGCUAGUACUAUGGCGAAAUCAGCAUUGCUGAAAGUCGUGCUUCUCGGAGAUGGUGGUGUCGGGAAGUCGUCUUUGAUGAACCAAUUCGUCAAUAACAAGUUUGACAGUCAGUCGUUUCACACCAUUGGAGUGGAGUUCCUCAACAAGGACAUCGAGGUGGAUGGAAAGCCCUACACUCUUCAAAUCUGGGACACGGCGGGGCAAGAGCGCUUCAAGAGUUUGAGAACACCAUUUUAUCGUGGUGCUGACUGCUGUUUACUGACAUUCAGUUUAGAUGACAUGCAGAGCUUCAGAAAUUUAGCUAUGUGGAAAAAGGAGUUCCUGUAUUAUGCCGAUGUACGAGAUCAAGAAAACUUCCCAUUUGUGGUGCUAGGAAACAAGGUGGACAUGCCCAAUCGGGAGGUGACGCAAGAGGAUGCAGAUCAAUGGUGCAGAAGCAGUGGAAAUUAUCCCUAUUUUGAAACCAGUGCAAAGGACGCAAUCAAUGUGGAUCAGGCAUUCAUCACAGCUGUGCACAGGCUCGUGAAGAACCAGGAGCUGAACGGUGUGAACCCUGCGUUUGAUGACCGCGUCAACUUGGCAUCUAAAUCUAAGGAAGGUGGAUGUUGCGGCUAAGUGGAUCGUAUGUGUAAUUCCGGUAAGAGGAGAGCAACACUUCACUUAGCUGGAAUCGUUGCUGGUCACGAAACGCUGUCAAAUUCUGUAGAUAUGUAUUUGAUACCUAGAAGAAUCCCCCGCAAAGGCUUACCAUGCUCUUCAAUGGCACGUGUCGUUCUUGCCGACCGCUGCACUCUCGCGCAUGGUUUGCGAUGCAGAACUGCAUGCACGGCCUAGCAGGCUGCCAUGUUCAUAUUUGAGCGAUUUUUACCCAUACAGAUAGAUAGGCAUGUUAUUCUUAACUCCAUACGCAUAGUGCACUGUUGCACCAUCAUAUUUCCGAGAGGUUCAUUCUUUCCCCAUCCCCUUCUCUUACUCACGCACACAUUCCGCUCAAGUAUUUUCCUCCAUUCUUACCUUUAUACUUAUAAUAACAACGGGCCUGGUGCUCUAACGCAUUUGAUUUUUCCUAACUGUAACCUCUUUUAUUAGUCUACUUUCAUUGCCUUGGACAGACGGCUGCCUCUCGGAUGUCCAAAGCGCAUUAAAAACAACAACGACCGUUAUAGGUGUGCUAUUCUGUGUGUAGCACUUGUCUUUAUUUGUGUUGUUAUAUUUGACUUGUAUAUACGCUUGUAUUUCUAUUCGUCUCCUUCGUGUUGUGUGAGCUUAUUCAUGCGUUCUUUGGCAUGCUUUCUUGUGACUUCCCACUCUAUUCCAUUUUCCGAUGACGUUUGCAACGUAUCAGUCAA